Messenger RNA from Parasteatoda tepidariorum (common house spider), 1349 nucleotides. RefSeq lists its product as uncharacterized. The record is from RefSeq and is a predicted model, not a curated record. NCBI's taxonomy places the organism in Eukaryota, Metazoa, Arthropoda, Arachnida, Araneae, Theridiidae. Gene Ontology annotation, molecular function: protein binding.
UGCGAGGACAUUAAUAAAAUAUCUGUUUAACUUCAGCUUUUUGGAUCUAUUUAGUAAAACAAUUCUGAAGAGUUAUUAUGGCUCGAUCAGCUAGGCCCGAUCAUGGUUUUACUUGUUUUUGGAGAAUAACAGAUUUUGACAUAACCAGUACAAGCUCAGAUUGUUUGUAUAAGAGUGAAAAAUUCCGAAUUCCAAUGCUAAGUUCCUCGAGCUGGCAUUUAGAAUUGGAACAUACAUGGCGUGCAUCCUUAGGUUUGUACCUUUAUAAGGAGGAUGAGAAUAAUGGAAAUAGUAAUAUAGAUAUACAAAUGUCAGUGUUGAUGUCAUCGGGAUGGCGAACCAGAUUUAGUCAUUUCUUCAAGUUCAAACCAGGUGGUACAGGUCAUGGUACUUCAGUAUUAGUAGAUUGGAAGAAAGCGUUUAGUAGAAAUAAUCAUGUGCUGGAUGGCUGUUUGACCGUUAGCUGCCAUAUAUCAAAUGGGGCUACAUGGGAUAAAUAUGAGCAAUGCUUUUUAGUAUCAAAUGUAACUGACGAUACAUUAUUUCAUUUGCCGGCAAUACUUGAAUUCAAUGACCUAGAACCAAAACAUCUUGUAAACUUUCCUACACCUACAGUUACAUUGACGGAAGCGUUUUAUACGAGUUUGGCUGAAGCUGUAGUACAGAACUUGCCUCAAGGAAGAAAAAAGCAACACAAUGAUCGAAGUAGCGGGUAUUCAGUGAAAGAAGUGGAAACUAAAAGUACUCAGACUGAAAGCAUGGAAGAUGGUCAUGUUUUGAGAGAUUCAGAUGAUUUGCUAAAACUAUUCAAGGACAAAAGAUUUCAAUAUGUGACACUGCGCACACCAUCUAAGGAUUUCGCUGUUCACAAAACCAUUCUUUGCGCGAGAUCUACAGUUUUCAACGCCAUGUUAGAAAAAAAUGCCGUAGUUGAUAUUGACGACGUACACAGUGACACUUUGUCUGUACUAUUGCAGUAUUUGUACCAGGAAUCGAUACAAAUCAAUGAUCUAGAAUGGGACGUAGUACUGAAGCUCUAUUAUGCAGCUGCUAAGUAUCAGAUAACACAGUUGAAGAGAGAUUGUUGUUCCUAUUUGAAGAAAAAUUCAACUGAUGAGAAUGUCUGCGAUCCUUCCAUUUUUGAGGAAGAGUCAGAAAUUCAAGAAACAGUGCAAGAAAACAUUGCCUCCGAGGAAAGAGAAUUAACCUCCAAUGGAAGCUGGUGUUUUUAAUUGUAAGAAAUCAUUAAAGGAACAGUAACUUAUAGUCUGAGGUUACGUAACUAUUAUCAUGUUCUACAAAUAAUAGUGAAAUUGAGGAACAAAUAAAAAGUGUGAUUGUGUUGAGAA